AUGGUAGAAAUCGACGGUGAAGUAAUUACUGCUUGUAAAGAACAUUUACCACAAAUUGCAGCUGCUUUCGAUAAUCCAAAAUUGGAAUUGAUUGUUGAUGACGGAAUUGCAUUCAUCAAAAACGCGAAACCAGAAUCGUACGAUUUAAUCAUUGUUGAUGGUUCAGAUCCUGUUGGCCCAGCUGAAGGUUUAUUCUCUGUUGAAUUCUACACAAACUGUUACAAUGCUCUAUCAAAAGACGGAAUUCUUGUUGCGCAA
Messenger RNA from Notodromas monacha, 258 nucleotides. NCBI's taxonomy places the organism in Eukaryota, Metazoa, Arthropoda, Ostracoda, Podocopida, Cyprididae. The record is from the annotation of a GenBank genome assembly.